Molecule: messenger RNA, 3226 nt
Organism: Lonchura striata (white-rumped munia)
Lineage: Eukaryota; Metazoa; Chordata; Aves; Passeriformes; Estrildidae
Gene: POLB
Product: DNA polymerase beta
Biological process (GO): double-strand break repair via nonhomologous end joining; base-excision repair
Cellular component (GO): nucleus
Molecular function (GO): DNA-directed DNA polymerase activity; DNA binding
Source: RefSeq, a predicted model, not a curated record
GCGUAUGAGUGGGCUGGGUCGGUAAGUACGGACAUUCGACACCCAGGUGAUGUCACCUGAAGCCCAUGAUACUUGGCUACUUGGGCAAAAAGAGCUACUAUGGCAUCAAGCCGUGAGGAGGGCCAGGGACACGGCAGACUAAUGUCGAGCAGCACACCGACCACCGGCCGAUGCUCCACCCGCGCACCGAGACCGGACGCGCCGUGACGCCACUGCCGGAAGCGCCUCCGUGCGAGCGCUGCGUGCAGCUCCGGCGGGCGCUCCGUGCCGGUGCCGGCCAUGAGCAAGCGCAAAGCUCCCCAGGAGAGCCCCAACGAGGGCAUCACCGACUUCCUCACCGAACUGGCCAACUACGAGCGCAACGUCAACCGGGCCAUCCACAAGUACAAUGCGUACAGGAAAGCGGCCUCGGUCAUUUCUCGGUAUCCGAGCAAGAUACAGAGCGGGGCCGAAGCCAAGAAGCUGGAUGGAGUGGGUGCUAAAAUAGCUGAAAAGAUAGAUGAGUUCUUAUCCACUGGAAAACUACGUAAAUUGGAAAAGAUUCGACAAGAUGAUACAAGUGCUUCUAUCAACUUCCUGACACGAGUCACUGGCAUUGGUCCUGCUGCUGCUAGGAAGUUUGUCGAGGAAGGAAUUAAGACUUUAGAAGAUCUAAGAAAAAUUGAGCACAAGCUGACCCAUCACCAGCGAAUUGGGUUGAAAUACUUUGAAGAUUUUGAGAAAAGAAUCCCAAGAGAAGAAAUGCUCCAAAUGCAGGAAAUUGUGCUCGAAGAGAUAGAGAAACUGGACCCAAACUAUAUUGCUACAGUCUGUGGCAGUUUUAGGCGAGGUGCAGAGUCAAGUGGCGAUAUGGAUGUUCUCCUAACCCAUCCCAGUUUCACAUCCGAAUCAUCCAAACAGUCAAAACUUUUGCAUCAGGUUGUAGAACAGCUGGAAAAAGUCCACUUUGUCACAGAUAUGCUGUCUAAAGGUGACACAAAAUUCAUGGGUGUCUGUCAGCUGCCAGAUAAAGAAGAUGGAACUGCUUAUCCACAUCGCAGAAUUGAUAUCCGGCUUAUCCCGAAAGAUCAGUAUUACUGUGGUGUACUGUAUUUCACAGGAAGUGAUAUAUUCAAUAAGAACAUGAGAACUCAUGCUCUGGAAAUGGGCUUCACAAUCAAUGAAUAUACAAUACGCCGCUUGGGUGUUACUGGGGUUGCUGGAGAGGCCCUGCCAGUAGAAUGUGAAAAAGACAUCUUUGACUAUAUCCAGUGGAAAUACCGAGAGCCAAAGGAUCGGAGUGAAUAACUAACUGCUUGUCUAGGUUUAUAGCCUACAGAAAUACUUUCAUAGCUUGUUAUGAAGAUGUGAAAAUGCGUAGUCUUACUUUGAAUGUUACUUGAAAAACUGUAUAUUACUGAUAUCUAAAGCAAGUCCAUGGCACUUGAACAGAAUACGCAGUGAAGAUAAAUCCUGUGCGAUUUCAUUUUCAUAUAGUCACAGAAUAAUUUGGGUUGGUAGGGACCCCUAAAUGUCAUGUCGUCCAGUCCCUCUGCCAUGAGCAGCGCCAUCUUUGACUUGAGAAGAUUGCUUAGAGCCCAGUCCAAUCUGACCUUAAAUAUUUCUGAGGAUGGAGCAUCCAGCAUCUCUCUUUGUGUCUUAUAUAUAUGUAGAUACCAAAUGAAAAAGCAGGCUAUAUCGUGAAGUACUCCUGAAGAGUACUAUUUUCCACUAGUCUCUGUGUCUCGUCAUACCUGUGUUAAGUGUCUUGGUGCAGUGCUGAAGCUCAUGAUGAGUUGCUCCUAUGUACUGAUUUCUAAAACCUUUCAAAAUAUGGGCGGUUUGCUAAGGUGGCCAUUCUCCUCUUGCAUGUGAACUGAAUUUUGUUACUAGAUAUGUUGUGGUACUAUUGAUUGCAGUGCUCUGUGUUUUGUUCAGUUUGGUCUGAUUAAUUGAUGAAUUGGUACUGCUCCUGUAGAUUCAAUCUGCCCUUUUUUAUAUGGAAAUCUGUCAAAUCUCAUUUUAUACCCCCCCUUUAAUUGUUGGGAAAGGUUAUGAGUAUUUUGGAUGUGAGACAAAGUCUCUUCAAGAAUGCAUUACUAAUUGUAUUUGGACAGGGAUUCUGUUGGUUAACUUAAAAUUUUCAAAGUAGUAAACUACUAGCCUCCAUGUGUUACAGAGCAUGAGCAUGGAAUGUAUUGGUGCUACUGUAUUUGAAUACUGUUUGUUAUUUUCAUCUUGCUUAAGCAUACAGAACAACUACAUUUUCAACUUGUUCUUAUGCAAGGAGAGUUGAUCAAUCUUAGUAAUGGAGAUUACAAGGUGAUGCUCUUACUUACCCAUUUAUUUUCUUCCAUUUUUCUUGUUAGGAGUUUUAAUUAUUUUCUGGGAAUGUUCCCCAUUGCUAAUGCAUGCAGUAGUAUGUAAGAAAACUAGAAGUUAACUUGGUACUAUGUGAAGUAUUUUGAUGUCUCAUUGUAAAAAUAUAUAUAGCUGAUAUAUUUAGUAUUUUCUUCAGUAAUCAAUAGGAAUAAACAAAUUGAAUAUUUCAUCAUUAAUGUGUGAUAUGUUUUCUCCUCGAGCCAGGUCUUAUGAGCUCUCAAGAGAACUUGUCACACCUGAGAUAGCCCAGCUACCUCAAAUGGCAUAAAAUUAGCAGGGUGGCUUCUGAGGUAGUGUUGGAAACAGAAAAGUUUUAAUGAAAGGCAAAAUAACAAAGCUCUUACAGAGAAAAACCCAAGCCAGGGGCAAGAGGUUCUUGCUCCUGCUAAAACACCCCACAAAAGCAAUUACAUAUUUUGUUCUCUUCUUUUUCAAGUGAAUUACGUAGGCGGGACCCUUUGGCUUCUGUCCAGUUGGCAGCCCUAGGUUUGAGGUGAAGUCCCAAAGGUCCUAUGAGGUGUCUUUUUACCAAAUUGAGGAAAGAAACUUCUGGGCUUUUUUCCUUUUUAAGGAGACAAAGGAUAAUUUGGCAACAGGGGGCACAUUCCUACAAAUGUAUAGUGGUGUUUAAUUAUUAUUUUAUUCACUGUAAUUUUAGAAAAUCAAAAAACAGUUUACCACGUUUGUAAAUGUUUCCUGGACAGCACAUAGCAUUACAGUGAUGUAUUCUCCAUCAUCUUUUAACAGGUAUCCCAGAAGACUACUUUGUUUUGGGCCAUUACACAGUAUUAGUUGGCUUUGCAGUCUCUCUCCAUAAUCUGUGAAUUCUACUAUGUGUAAAAAGAGAAAAGAGCUUCUUCAGAGA